AUGAAGAAGGGGGGGUCCACUGAAAAUCGAUACAUACGGAGGGCAUUCAACAGGUCCUCCUAUUACAAGAAGGGAGAAAAGGCGGAAGAGGCGAGCAGCGACAGUAAAAAAGUUAACGGCGUCGCUGAGAGCUGUGCCAGUGGGAGCACAAGCGAGAGGAACAACCCCAACACCCGCACUAAAGCGAGUGGCAAAGGCGCCCCCAACGACGCGAGUGCGAACGGAAAGGGUGACGCCGUGGACAUCAAGGGGAAGAACGUGGAUGUGACGAGCGAAGAAGACUCAUGGGAAGAAAGGGAGCGUGAAGAAGCACAUCUGGAUGACGAGGAGUUAUUUUACACCGUGGAGGACGGAGAAGCGAAAAAUAAAAAAGUCUCAAAGAUGACACUGAGCGCGAAGGAGAGGGAGUUACUUCCCAAGAAUGAAGAAGCGUGUAGCAAUGGGAACAUCGCAAAUGGAGGCGGGAACCCCAGUAAGGAGGGGGACAGCCAGGACAAAAACAACAUUCUCUGUCCCCUCUGCGUAGAGGUUCUGGACGAGACAGACAGGAACUUUUUCCCCUGUGACUGUGGCUACCAGAUAUGUCUCUGGUGUUUGUACUACAUACGAGACCACAUGUGCAACAAGUGUCCCGCGUGCAGGAGAAGUUACGACGAGAAAAAUUUCAUAUAUAAUAGGGAGACCCACGAAAAGUUGGUGAAAAAGCAAAAAAAUAAUCACAAGGGAAGUAAAGCAGACGCAAAUAACAGCAACACUAAUAACGCCACGAAUGCUCCUAACGGAGUUAGCGCCUCUGCCGGGGCAGGCCAAACUACCGCAACUACCGCUUCCGCAAGUGCAACCAAUAAUACUCUUCUUCACCAUCACAAUGGAAGCAGCAGUGCCAUUUUUAGCAGACCCGAAUUAUACAAAAAUCCAAACACCUAUAAUAUCCACGAGCAUGAAAAUCUAUUCGAGAUCAUAAAAGGCAUUAGAGUUGUCCAACGCAACCUCGUGUUCGUCAUUGGUAUCACGUCCAACUAUGCCAAGAAAAAUGUAUUAAAAAAAAAUGAAUACUUUGGCAAGUACGGAAAUAUACUCAACAUCAUUCUGAAUAAAUCCCAGGCCUACAAUCCGCAUUACAAUGGCCCCUCGUUCAGUGCGUACAUAACGUAUAGUAACGAGAAGGAGGCCAUUAAUGCAAUUUAUUUUAUCGAUGGUAUGGUCCUGGACAAUAAAACAUUGAAGGCAUCCUUUGGGACCACCAAGUACUGUGCUGCGUAUCUGAAGAACAGCACAUGUACCAAUGAGGACUGCUUCUACCUGCACGAACUGGGAAACGUGAUUGAUAGCUUCUCCAAAGAUGAUAUCCAUGGCCCCAAACACAUUUAUCAUGACUUACUAUAUUUUUAUUUUAAAAAACACCCCGAGAAGAAAAACGAGCAGAGUACCAAUUCUCAUGACUCUUCCAGCACUGUUUUGGUAAAGUCGGCGAGAAAAUUGGAAGACACAACUAUCGGGGGAGUGGCAACAUCGGGAGGAACCACUACCGCAGGUGCUGUCGCAAGUGCUACCGUAAGUGCUCCACCAGCGGUGCUCUCCUUUGCUGCGGCCAUGUCCAUCACCAAUGAGAAGGACUUAGCCGAGGCGAAGAAAAAGACUGACGCCGUCGAUGAGGCCACCCACGCCAAGAAACAGCACUCGUCCCCGACAUCGGUACUCUCCGAUGGGAAGUCAAAAAGUUUGGAGAUAAUCUACAAAGGGAUAGAAAGGUACGCGGAGAAAGCAGCGGAGAAGGCGGCGGAGGAACAGAAAAGAGACACCAACCUCAAGGAUGGCCUGACCAGCAAGGGGUCCAAGGAUAACCACCACGCCGGGGAGGAGAAAAGCAAGUGGAGCUCCGAAGGUAAUUUCGCGAACCUCAUAAAGAAUUCUGGCGUGGCGGUCACUGCCUUGCAGGGGAUGGAAGAAGAAAAAAACAACUCCAACACCAAGAGCAAGAAGAAGAAGAAAAAACAAAAGAGCGAGGAGAUUAUCCCACCCCCCGAUCCAGGCAAGGAAGACCACGGCGCGAGUGCGACUGCAAGUGGGAGUGCAAGUGCGAGUGCCACUGUCAGUGCAAAUGCGUCGCAGGAGAAGAACUAUAAAGACUCCCUCCAGAGUAACGGCGCAGCUAAGAAUGGCAACGUCAGUAAAAGCAACAGCCUGGUGGUGGAGGAAGACCCGUACUACGUCGACGGCAUGUCAGAGAACUACCCGCUCAUAACGGAUGUCUGCUUUGACAAAGACAAGAAGAAGAAGAUGAAAAAGAAGGCAGAAAAGAAGAAGGCCAACGAGAAGAAGAAGGCGGAAGAGGUCAAGAUGCGCGAAGAGAAGGAGGGGGAGGCCAAGGUGGGAGAAGGGAAGGUGGGAAAGGCCAAGGUGGAAGAGGCCAAAACUGCUGCAGUCAAAACUGGUCGAGUCAAAACGGGAAAGGGCCCGACGGAAGAACCCCCUGCGGAAGAGCGCAAACCCGAUGGCAAGGGCGGCCAAUCACCUUCGGACGCUGCGCAGAAGGAGCAGCCCUCCCAGGAGGACUUCCCGCCCCUGAAGGAAGACGACAAGGAUGCGAAGAAACAAAAGAAGAAGCACCCCAACAAUGGUAGCAGUGCCGUCAACGUCAUCAGCGUGAGCAGCGGUGGGAGCGGCGGCGUGAUUAGCAGCGGUGGUGGGAGUGGCACCGUAGAGAAUAAGACAGCUCAAGUGGAAGAGCAGCCGGCCGACGGCCCCAAGGAGAAGAAGCAAACUAGCGAAAAGGCAGAGGGGGGAAAAAAAAACAAGAUUGCCAAAAUGACCUCCAGAAUUGGAAGCUUCUUUAAUGAUCUGUUUGAUGGAAGUAGAAAAGGAGGUGGUGGUGACGAGGCAAAGACGAAGACAUCUCCCAGUGUGGGUCAGAAGGCAAACAAGAAGGCGACUACCACUGUUGUUACGCCCUCUGUGGUGACAGCAGCGGAGGAUGUACACGUGGGAAGCGCCAAUCAGCCGAAAGAACACCCCAGCGCGGAAGGGGGAACGUCUUCGAAGCAGAAGAAGGAGAAAAGUUACGAAGCGGAGCAGGAAGAAACAAACAUGAAAGAGGAUAAAAUGAAAGAGAAGGGAGAAAGGAAGAAGAAUGAGCAAUCCUCCCAAAAGAGGGACAUCGAAAAGGGAAAAGCUGAUGUAACUGUCGGUGCAAAGGAGAAGAAGGAAGUAGUGGAGGAACGAGCCAAGAAGGAGAAGGGUGGUGGAUCUACUUGCCAAACUGAUAAGAAGGACACACCCAUUGGAGGAGGCGAAAUUUUGGAUGACUCACUCCGAGAUGACACCGCAGCGACUUCUGUCGCUGCUCCAGGUGACGCGAUGAGCCCCACUCGCACACGAGAGAAGCCAGAGAAAAAAGGCGCACAUGAUAACAAUAUUAGUCAGGAAGAACAAAUGAAGAAGCACGCCCAGGAAAUUUUAAACAUUCAAAAGGACAACCCAGAUGUGCCCCUCGACGCAAUAAUUGAAGAUUAUAUCGGAAGGAGAGAAGUCGCCACGAAGGAGGUUCUCCCCUUUGAUGGCCUACACAGUGCGGUGAAUAGCCUUAUUGACGAGAAUGCAGCGAAAGGGAAAAGGAGUAACCAACAUACAGGCGAUAGUGAUGCCCAUGCUUUGAAUGUCAAUACACAGGAGAAUAUGCAUAACGGAGAGGGAGAUGAAAGAAAGGGUGAUAGGGCACAAAUGAGGGAUGCAGAGAAAGUAGCGGCUGGCAAGCCAGAGGGGGAAAGACAAUCAGUCGAAAAGACACAAAAGGAGAUGGACAAGAUGGACGGGAAGGACGGGGUGGGCGCGAAGAGCCAAGUACCAUGUGCGAAAGAGAAAAAGAAAAAAGAUACCCUCAACAAGAGGAAGCCGAAACAAAAAGAAAUGGAAGGAGAUAUUACGAGCAUUAUUAGAGAAAUGAUGAUACAGAGGAUGACGUCGAAAAACAGAAGAAACAAAAAUGAUUCUGUUCGCGAAACGAGUGGGAAGAGCGAGAUGGGGAAAGCGGAUCAUCGCAUCAAUUCACGGGGAGACUCGGCAGAGAAAAAUGUCCUUUUCGACGACAUGGAAAUAUUUUUAAAAAAUCUGUGUGUGGCUAAGGGGAAGGCAAUUCAAAGCGGCCUUCAAAGCGGCCUUCAAAGCGGUCUUCAAAGCGGCCAUCAAGGCAACCUUCAAGGCAACCUUCAAGGCAACCUCCAAAGCAGUUACGCAGAUAACAACGCGGUGUAUUUGAUAGAAGGAAACGGCAAGCGCAAAAAUGACUACCUCAUCUACACAAGUGACGAGCACAUUUCCCUGAAAUCACACAAAGGAGUUAUGGAAUUCAUCAUUAAAAAGGAGAAAAACAUAGACGAAGGAAAAAACAAAAAAAAUUAUCUCCACCAAGAUACAUUUGAUAUUUAUAAAGAAUUAAUUUUGUCAAAAAAUUCAGACCUGCAAACUGCUAACGACAUUUUGUUUGAAAAAAUAUUUAAUGAGGAAAUUGAUUUCGUUCAACAAUUAUGUAAAGAAAAUUACCUGAAUGGGUCAGGUAAAAUAUGCUCGUCUAGUUACACAGUGGAGAAGACUUAUUAUCAACAGGGCGGCAAUUUAAAGAAGAAAUGUAAGAAGAAAAUGCAGACUAUCUUCCCCAACUUGUGGGUUAAUUUUAACCAUUCCCUGCACACGCAGGAGAUGGCUGAGAAGGUUAACCUGAGCGCCUAG
This is a messenger RNA of Plasmodium inui San Antonio 1, 4725 nucleotides long. Its product is annotated as CCR4-NOT transcription complex subunit 4. Lineage: Eukaryota; Apicomplexa; Aconoidasida; Haemosporida; Plasmodiidae. The record is from RefSeq and is a predicted model, not a curated record. The transcript has a single exon. Gene Ontology annotation, molecular function: RNA binding; ubiquitin-protein transferase activity. Gene Ontology annotation, cellular component: CCR4-NOT complex. Gene Ontology annotation, biological process: protein ubiquitination. The coding region runs from base 1 to 4725 and encodes 1574 amino acids.